AUGUUAUGCAAUAUUCAAGUUUCUAAGGAAUUAAUUGAAAAGUUAAGUUUAGUUGAUAAAUUUUCAUCAAAAGUAACUUUAACUCCUAAAACACUUGAAUCUUCUUUCAUUAUUGUUAAUUUACCAAAAUUUUGUAACUUUACUAUCUGUGUUAAUACUAAAGACUUAUUAGAGAUGAUUAGAUCAACCGAUCAUUUUGAAUUAAAUAAUGAAGUAGUGAUUUAUAAAUGUUUGGAAAAGUAUGUUGAUAGUUCAGUUGAAAUUACUAAAACUUUUAAGACUUAUGAAGUUAUCAAGUCUGGUUUUAGUGAGGAAGAGAUAUCUGUAAUUCAUGUAGAGGAUAUUGUAACAACACUUACUACUGAUGAUGUUAUAAUAAAUUAUAAAGAAGGAGUAUUCUCAUUUAAAUCACAUGGAUUAAUUCAAACUAGAAUUGAAUUUAAAGCAAGUUUAAUGAGUGGUAAAAAAACAUUUAAAUGUAAAGCAUCUGGUAAAAGUUUAGAAAUCUUUAAAGAAUUUCAAGGUGAUUUGGUUGUAAGUUUAUCUAAAAAUUUUUUAUUGUUAAAAGUAUUUGAAAAUGAAAUUCUUAUUGAAUGCUUAAUACCUUUAAUAAAUUAUUAG
This is a messenger RNA of Hepatospora eriocheir, 621 nucleotides long. The record is from the annotation of a GenBank genome assembly. Lineage: Eukaryota; Fungi; Microsporidia; Hepatosporidae.